UAUUGAUAUUUGAUACUGAAUAACUGAACAGUGGACUAUAAUCACAGGGAGUGAAGCGAUGACCUAACAAAUCUCAGCCUAUUCUCCGUGUGCUCGGACGCGGCACGGCGGCAGUCACACGCUCGCGUUCUUCCCGCUCACAUAACUCGUUAUAAUGGUCCAGGCGGUUACACCACAGCCUGAGCUUUAUUUAAAUUAAUAAAAAAAAAAACAAAAAAAAUAGCGGGAAAAUAUUUCUGAACGCUGAAAAAGCAUGUUCCAAAUUUUUAAAACAGCCGGCUUUAAUAUUUAAAAGUUUACGUUAAGUAUUUAUUGUAUAGAUAUGGCGCGAUAUUUAAGCGAUUUUUGUGUGUUUAUAAGAAGACGUAUUUAUUUGAUAUCAUGGAUCUCAUUAAUUUUAUAUCUUUUUUACAAAUCUUUUAUAUUUUAUUUAAAUGGUCGCCAGUUCUAUUACUUGAGGCGUAUGUUAGGGUUAGGUCUCUGCGUAUCCCGAGGUACAGCGACGGUUUUGAAUCUAUGUUGCGCUUUAGUCCUGGUGCCGUUAUGUAAGAAGCUAAACCAAGUGCUGUACCGAGCCAUGUCUAAGCUGUGCCCAGGACUAUUCUUCUUCUGGCUGGAGAGAGCGAAAAGCUUCCACAUGACUGUGGCUAUUACGUUGGUGAUGUUUGCAGUCGUACAUUCCGUGUCGCAUUUCGUGAAUCUGUGGAAUUUUUCACGGAACUACGACGAGGAACGGGAGGAGAUUAAUAUGGCGAGUUAUAAGAACCAGAGCCCAUUACGGCUACUGAUGAGCGUAGCAGGCGUGACGGGUACAUCGAUGCUAAUUAUCGUGCUAAGCAUGGGAGUAACGUCCACCAGAUUUGUGAGACGUAGAGUGUAUAACGCGUUCUGGUACACCCAUCAGCUGUAUCUUCCAUUCAUGUUGUUGCUGAUGAUACACCCUUUGAGUGGUGUUUUGAAGGAAGAAGUUUUCGACGAAAACAGUGCUAUGAACACGCAUACGAAUGUUUCAUCACAAUACAAGCCAAAAUUUGCCCCAAUCAAAUCAAUGACAUGGCUAUGGAUGGCAUUACCUCUGAUCUGUUUUUUCUUGGAUUUGUUGUGGAGGAUAUUUUCGCGGAAUCUCGCAAGAGUUCGGAUAUUAAAUGUGAGUCACAUGGCUGGACGCACAAUAAGUUUGACGCUAAGCUGUCCACACGAGCAGUUCUCCUGUCGCAAAGGACAAUACAUCCUGAUGCAGUGUUUGGACGUCUCCGUGUUAGAAUGGCACCCUUUUACUGCGGUUGAGAUUCCUACACAAAGCCAAAGAUUAUUUGUUAUUUGGAUAAAAGUUAAGGGCGAUUGGACGGAGUCUUUAGAAAAAUUAAUAAACGAAAGAGGACCCAAUAACCUUACUAUUCUUAUAGAUGGUCCGUUUUCGAGUCCAAUGGAAGGAGUAUGCGCAAGCAAGGUUGCGAUAUGUAUCGCGGCGGGCGUUGGGAUCACUCCGUUUGUUUCUGUACUUAAGGACUUACUUAUAAAUCCUAGAAGCAGGCUGCCAGGAAGAAUCCAUUUGAUAUGGAUCGUAAGACAUGAAUCAGAACUAAUAUGGAUUGCGAAGUUAGCUAACGACACUAUAAUGCAAUUGAGAAACGCCAACCGACCAGAUAGACUACAUCUAGAACUUUAUGUGACUAAUACAAAUGAAAUUGAUACCAAAAAUGAAAAUAAAUAUAAUAAAGCCCGUGCCAUUACUCAUAUUGUAGUUGAUGAUAAAGGGACGCUUAGUCAUGUGAUAGAUAGAAGUGAAAGAAAUGAUAAUGAUGAAAAAACAACACUUCUAACACCACAUUUAAAAAGAAACGGCUGUGUUUUUAGUGGAAAUAAUAUUAUUAAAAGUGAUAAAUGUAUUAUAGCUCAGAAAUAUAAUAUAUCUAAGAAAUAUCCGUUGGUCGGUUGCCGAGUGAAGAGAGGCAGACCGCAUUGGGACCGAGUUUUUGGAUAUUGGAUACAUUUAUACCCAGAGGAGCAUCUAAAUCUUUAUUGCUGUGGACCAAAGAAACUAGUAAAAAUGUUAAGAAGCAAGUGUAAAUAUUAUUCCUCGAGAUUAACGAAAACCCGCUUCACGUUCAUUCACGAAGGUUUUUCAUGAAUUAUAAUAUGUUGGAUUAAUUGAUGGACUGAUUAAAUAUUAUGUAUUUCAAA
Molecule: messenger RNA, 2184 nt
Organism: Maniola jurtina (meadow brown)
Lineage: Eukaryota; Metazoa; Arthropoda; Insecta; Lepidoptera; Nymphalidae
Product: NADPH oxidase 4-like
Exons: 12
Coding region: 323-2131 (602 amino acids)
Biological process (GO): superoxide anion generation; defense response
Cellular component (GO): plasma membrane; NADPH oxidase complex
Molecular function (GO): superoxide-generating NAD(P)H oxidase activity
Source: RefSeq, a predicted model, not a curated record